This is a messenger RNA of Dinoponera quadriceps, 2363 nucleotides long. RefSeq names its product CD63 antigen-like. Lineage: Eukaryota; Metazoa; Arthropoda; Insecta; Hymenoptera; Formicidae. Gene Ontology annotation, cellular component: membrane. The record is from RefSeq and is a predicted model, not a curated record. The transcript has 5 exons. Bases 137 to 850 code for a protein of 237 amino acids.
GCCUUGGAACGUGUCGUUGCGUGUAGUGUCGUGUCGCGACGAUUCCGUCCCACCGAGCAGUUCGUUCGUUCCUCUUCGUCCUCCCGCCGGAGUAGAGAGUUCUCGUCCCCGUUGUAUUACUCGACCAACCAGCAAGAUGAGUUGCGGAAUGGGAGUGAUCAAGUACCUGCUCUUCAUAUUUAACUUUAUUUUUGCGCUAUGUGGUCUGGCGAUACUGGUCCUGGGUGUCCUGGCGCACAUGAAAUUGACGCACUUCGCCGACGCUAUUAAGGAGAAUGUGACGUUCCCGUCGAUCACAUUGAUCGUUAUCGGCAGUAUAAUUUUCGUCAUCGCCUUCUUCGGAUGCUGUGGAGCGAUUCGCGAGAGCCACUGCAUGACCGUGACGUUUGCAUCUCUGCUGCUGACGAUCCUGAUCAUACAAGUAGCAGUUGCGAUCUACGCAUUCGUUGUGCUGAAGAACGACGAUAUCAAGAAAAGCAUUAGGGAUGUGUACGCGGACGAAAUCUUCAAGAAGUACGAUGACAGCGAGGAGAGCCGAAAUGUAGUAAACGAAGUUCAGACUCUCUUGGAAUGUUGCGGUGUGGACGGCGCCAGCGAUUACGGACGCCUAGUAAGGAGCCCUAUACCGUGGUCUUGCUGCGGUGGUGCGGAAAAUUCCGUCUGCCCUGUUAUAAACGCUCAAACCAGGCCAGGUUGCGCAUCUAAGCUACAGGACUCCUUCCAGUACUUGGGAGCGGUGUUGGGUGGUAUCGCUCUGGGUGUCGCCGCGGUUGAGCUGGUCGGCAUUAUCUUCGCGCUCUGCCUGGCGAAUUCCAUAAAGAACGAGCAUCGUAGAGGCUACAGGGUGUAAGUGGUGGUGCACCAACGAGGGACGCCGCAUCGCGCGGAAAGCUUUAAACGCGCAACAAUAAUUUUAACGUCAUUCUACCGUCAGUGUUAUUCGCCUAUAACAUGUGAUAGAAUACUUACGCUUUGUAAGAUGAUAAAUGUUUUUCUUUUUCUUUCAUAUUCUCUUACUUUUACAUUUUCUCUCAUAUUCUCUUACUUUUACAUUUUCUUUCAUAUUCUUUCUUCUUGUUUUUUUCCAAAGAGAGCGAGGCAAAGCGCGCAUGCCUCGUCUCUCUCGCGAGUUUUUCCUCGUGUCGUCGUCAGUCGUGAUCAAAGUGCAGACGUGUUUGCCACAGAGACAAGUACUUUCCCCUCCCGACCCUUCACGUCGGAAUCUAAUACAUAGAGCUCGACGCACGACCUGGCAGUGAAUGUUAGAAUAAUUGUUGUUAGCCUGACACCAUGUUUUCUUGGUCUUUCGUACGAGAGUAGUAAUCCCUUAUUUAUACAUACACAUACAUGUAUAUAUAUAUAUACAUAUAUGAUUAUUUUGAUACGAUACCGUUGGACUCAUGUCUAUUCUCGAUAGAUUUUCGAAAAGGAAGAAAAACAUUGGCGCGGUUCAACGUAUAAUUCUUGAGAUCAUUUCAGCACGACGCUCGUUUGUACAUAUUUCCUCCCGAUGAAGUUGGCAGCGGCCAUCACAUGAUCCACCACCCACUUGCGCAGUUAAUCGGUUACGGUAAAAAUCGAAUGACUCUACACAAUGUGAAUAGCGCUUUUUAUUAUACUCUUAUCAGAUAGAUAGAUAGAAAUAUAAUAAAAAUACUUGCAUUUUUCGCGAAUCCUCCGUUGCAGUCGUGACGGACGUCUCGUAUGCCGUCACUCCGAUCACUGUCAUAAGCGAUUAUUGCACAAGCUCGCAAUCAUAACCGUUUGACACGCUCCCAACUUCAUCGGGAAAGGCGUGCGCAGACCGUCGUGAACUCGCGAGGAACAAAUCGAAAUACCUCACAACGGGGGAGAAAAAAAACCAGAGAGACGAGUGAUAAUAUUUUAUUAUAGUAUUUUAUAUAUACGAGGUAAAAAAGAAAAGUUUAAAGAAAAAAAAAGAAAAGGAUAUUUUCGUAUAACGCCAUUGUGUCUGGGAAGAUCGGUUAUUAAACGUCGCUGUUUCGAUACUUUCGUAAAAUCUCUGCAUACAACGCUAACACAUCUUGUUUGUACAGCACAAAGUUUAUUGUAUAAUUUUGAGAUGAACGCGAUGUUAACUAUAUAUUAUAUAUAUUAUAUAUACACAUAUAAAAAAAUAUAUAUGUACUUGUAAUAAAACGAAAAAAAACUUCGAUCUACGAGAAAGAGCUCGUCGUUGUGCCGUGCCCGCGCAUUUUGUACAGCAUUUCCGGCGAGGCGCGCGAGAGAUCGCGGCGCGACGAUCAAAAAGAGAGCAGGGCGGGUUGUGUAUACAGCUGGGCGUGGCAAAGAAAAUAUGUAAAUAAUUUUAUCCAAAUAAAGUGUCGACUUUAUUCAUCGUU